UACAAUCAGCUUUUCGAGUGUGUCUGAGUCAGUCUGCAAAUCAGAAACUGAGCACGCUGCAAUUCAACCAGGGUGGAGCUGGGUGGACCCUCCAGGAGGUGGCAAUUGCACAAGUGGACCACUCUUUCUAGACAGAACUCACGCAGAAAAUUGUAGCACCCGUUCUCUUUCGCUGGCCUCAAGAAGCUUCAGGGAGCGAUGGCUUCGGCACUCGUUUGUCGCCAGUCGGCGGCGCUAGGAAGUGCCCAAAGUUUCAGACAGCGGCGCUCCGUCCCUUCUCCGAAUGAUGAAUGUUGCAACACUUUCUCUUUGCCGAAGGUUCGGACACCUUGCUCCCGCCCAGGCCGGCUUAUGAGAACGAUGGCUCGGGCGGCGCAAGAUGACGCUCCAGUUUCUUCAGAGUCGGCGGCAGCUGACAAGAGACGAGCGGACUACUGGGAGGCUAAGAAUGCGGAUCCUAUUGCAAAUAAGGGGGACUUCAUCUGGAACGUCAAGUGGAGGGAGCGGUUGGAUUUGGAGGAACAAAUGAGGAAGGCGGAGGAAGAGCGCAAGAACAAGGAGGAGGAAGGGACCUACGGAUUCCUCAGCUUGUCAAGACCACUGAUGUUGGACAGUGUUGACAUCGAUCUCACGGAGGAGCUCCAGCGAGCCGCCAGCAAGCGGCACGUGGAGCAGGAGGCUGCGGCGGAAACGGCGGAGCGAACACGGUACCGCGCUGCGCCCACGCGCAAGGAGAUGAAGGCGUGGGCCAAGGCGGGGAAGAACGCUACGGGGUUGCAACGCCAAUUGCUGGAGGACGCAAAGAAGGCACAGAUUAUUCGGAAGCUCGACCGAAGGGAGGAGCGGUUGCGAUACGAGAAGUUGAAAGAAGAGCUGCAAGUGUUCACACUGGUCAUCGGGUUGUUUUGCCUGGGGGGCACGUAUGUAAAGUACGAUAUGGAUACGGCGAUCAGCUAUGCUGGGGGGUUGAUCGGCGCCCUCGUAUACCUGCGGAUGCUCAGCAGUAGCGUUGACAACCUGGGGCAGAGCGGGGGCAAGGCGGCCGCCAGGAGCGCUCUCGGCCAGCCCCGGUUGCUCGUCCCGGUGGUCAUGGUCAUGGCCUUCAACAGAUGGAACGCGUUGGCAGCUCCAAACACUGGCGUGGAGUUGCACCUGAUUCCAAUGCUCGUGGGCUUCUUCACGUACAAGCUUAGCACGUUGCUUCAAACGUUCCGGGAACUUGUGCCUAGCAAGGGCGCGCCAUCGGACUCUUCCUGAGCGUGCAUGCAUGUAGAUAAUUGUUGAAAGGGAACAAGCAGAUAAAACAUAGUCAAUAAGGUAGUGGUGAAUCAGCCUGACCAAGGAUGUUAUUGUCGCGCGUUGAAAGACAUUAUGUAAUAUGUACACUCGAUCUUCGAGUCCGCAUUGGACAUUCGCAUAUUGGUUACUUGAAUUAUCUUCGACUGCCUGAGCAUCAUCCAGGAUAAUGGCGACAGCUAGACUCACGGCAUCCAUGGUGUCCCCGCAAGCAGC
This is a messenger RNA of Klebsormidium nitens, 1512 nucleotides long. Lineage: Eukaryota; Viridiplantae; Streptophyta; Klebsormidiophyceae; Klebsormidiales; Klebsormidiaceae. The record is from the annotation of a GenBank genome assembly.